GCGGUUGCGAACGGCAGUCAUUUGGGAGGGCGCAUAAAGGGGGGGACUGUCCCGUCCGCAAGGUGAAUCAGUCGUCUCCCGGCUCAGCACCCGCGCUCCCAGCCGUGAAAUCCAUUCAUUCCUUCACCUCCGGCCUUUGCCACUCUCACACUCGCCCUCACAGACACACACCGCAAACCGCCAACAUGGUCUCGUUCACGUCCCUCCUCCUGGCCGUCUCGGCUGCCGUCGGCGUGUGCGCCAACCCGGUGCCGCCCAGCAUCGAGGAGAUGCGCGAGACGUUCCUGCAGAAGCGCGGCGGCACGCCCAGCGCCACAGGCACGCACGACGGCUUCUACUUCUCGUGGUGGACCGACAACCAGGCCCAGGCCACGUACACCAACGGGCCCAAGGGCCAGUACAGCGUCACGUGGUCCGGCAACGGCAACCUCGUGGGCGGCAAGGGGUGGAAUCCGGGCAGCAGCAACAGGAACAUCUCCUACACCGCCCAGUACCGUCCCAACGGCAACAGCUACCUGGCCGUCUACGGCUGGACGCGCAACCCGCUGGUCGAGUACUACGUGGUGGAGAACUUUGGCACCUACGACCCCAGCUCGCAGGCCUCGCGCAAGGGCACCAUCAACGUCGACGGGUCCAGCUACCAGGUGGCCCAGUCGACGCGCGUCAACCAGCCGUCCAUCGAGGGCACCCGCACCUUCCAGCAGUACUGGUCCGUCCGCCAGCAGAAGCGGUCGAGCGGCACCGUCAACAUCAAGGCCCACUUCGACGCCUGGGCCGCCCAGGGCCUGAAGCUCGGCACCCACGACUACCAGAUCGUCGCCACCGAGGGCUACUUUAGCAGCGGCUCGUCCACCGUGACCGUGAGCUAGGUGUUUUGCGUCAUGUUUUUGCAUGUCCCCCCAGACACCUGGUGCGUCUUUGAGACCGAGUUUUUGUGUGUGGCUGUAGCCAUCACUGGGCUCUCUCCGAAUUGGGUUUCUUCUCUUCUUAGGGCAGGGGGCUUACCCGCCUUGCCUGUGUAUAUAUCUAGAGCCAAAAAAAUAUGCUCCUUUGUGCCU
Gaeumannomyces tritici R3-111a-1 is the source of this 1058-nucleotide messenger RNA. RefSeq lists its product as hypothetical. The transcript is spliced from 2 exons. Gene Ontology annotation, molecular function: hydrolase activity, hydrolyzing O-glycosyl compounds. The record is from RefSeq and is a predicted model, not a curated record. Gene Ontology annotation, biological process: xylan catabolic process. Bases 186 to 869 code for a protein of 227 amino acids. NCBI's taxonomy places the organism in Eukaryota, Fungi, Ascomycota, Sordariomycetes, Magnaporthales, Magnaporthaceae.